AUGCGACAUCGAUCCAGUGAAAUUUUUUUCAGUUCUAUUUUAUCAGAUUUCAGAAAAGAUCAACUGAAAGUUCACUUCGGCAAUAAUGGUGUCCUAACAGUUUCCGGCGAACGCCCCCCAGAAGGAAGUAAAUGGAUCCGAUUCAGCAAGGAAUUCGCCACUCCUAAAGACUGCAAACCAACUGAAAUCCGUGCAAGGUUCUGUACCAAUCUUUAUAUAACAGUGCCGAAGGAAAUCGCGCCUUCGCAUGCGGAGACAGUGCCUCCGUUGCUGCCGGUUCAAGACAAAGGAAAACUCGAUCAACAGAGAAACAUUCGCCAAAGCGGAGGGGUUACCGACGAGAUGGCUCCCCCCGAAUGGUCUAUUUCAAGUCUUAAGAUAGAAGGCAAAACAGCAACGAAGAUUGUGGCAAGUUUGAUAGUGACGGCAAUAUUGAUUGUUGGAUAA
Molecule: messenger RNA, 447 nt
Organism: Hibiscus syriacus
Lineage: Eukaryota; Viridiplantae; Streptophyta; Magnoliopsida; Malvales; Malvaceae
Product: inactive protein RESTRICTED TEV MOVEMENT 2-like
Exons: 2
Coding region: 1-447 (148 amino acids)
Source: RefSeq, a predicted model, not a curated record